Amoebophrya sp. A120 is the source of this 2118-nucleotide messenger RNA. The record is from the annotation of a GenBank genome assembly. Lineage: Eukaryota; Dinophyceae; Syndiniales; Amoebophryaceae.
UUGAAUGGAUCACGAGAGCAGUUUGUCGAGCGAGAGGGUUCUCAUUUCGUUGACGUCCGCACGUAACUACGUUGCAUUUUUUGACGAAGCACUUCUUAGCAAAAGUUUAAAUUGUUCUGUUCUACCACUCGAAUAAAGGAAACUGAAUCUCGUGCUCGUCCAUGAUAGGGAAACGGAAAGCAAAAAGGUAGAGACCAAGUUGUAAAAAUCUUCUCACGGGGUCGUUGCAAAGAUGACGGACCCAGAGAAGAAGUACCUGAAGGCGGUAAUCAAAAACCAGGAAAUGCCUGUCAACAUGAUCGAGGACAUUCUUGACACAUCAGUCAAGAUCAUGCAGGAGUACAGCUUUUUCUCAUGCUUCCACUUUCUUUGUCACCUAUGGCUUCUUUAACUUACACCGCAAUUAAAAUUUUAAGUUUGCUGGUGCAGGUUUUGAUUCCUCCACCACGAGAAAAGCACACCAAACUUCUUGAUCUUCAGGUGCCGAACAGAGCGAGACAUCGCUGACAGACUGAAGAAGCAUGUGGACGCAGCGUACACACCAUCUUGGAACGUAAUCGUAGGAAAAACGUUCGGGUCCUACAUUACGCACGAGACAAAAAGGUAUGGGGAUUUUUAUAUACGUCGUGAAGAUUGUCAUUGUGAAGAUGUGUAGUUAGUUCAUCAUCUUGCACUAGCGAACUAUCAUCGCUUGACGACGAGGAACAUUUCCAAAUCCCUGCCCGGAAGCACAAAAUUGGUUAUAUGUAGUGAGGUCACGAACGUUCUAAUCUAGCGAUCUUUUUGACAGCUCUUAUGCAAAACGACCGGCAGUUUUCAAACGGCCGGAAGUGUUUUUUGACAAAAAAGAUUUUCAAUUAUCAAGCGGCCGGGGCUUUGAUAGCAAACAAGCCCGGUCGAAAACUAUCGAUUCGCACUUGAUAAAACGACGCAGGGGAGCCGGCAAAAGGGGCGCCCUUCUGAGGCGCCCGCCGCCUUGGUUUCUGGCGAUUUGGGGCGCCCAAAAAGGGGCGCCCAAAAAGCAGCACUCCGAAAAAAACAGCGGAUCCGCAUAGUAUGGGCCUCAUUUUGGCCCACAUUCGGGCCUCGCAAAAGACGCCACCAAAAUCCGCCAUUUCAGAGGCGGACUGAAGGCCAGAAGAUGCGGCAUUUUGCCAAAAAAAAAACAAAAAAACAAAGUCCGCCAAAAGCAAAAAGCCAAUCCGCAUGCUAUGGGCCCGAUUUGGGGCUCCCAAGGGUCCGUCCCUGGCGCGGGCCCUGGCGGGGCCAUAGCAUGCGGGGAAGGUUUUUCGAUUGAAACCAAAUGGAGGCCAGCUCUGGAGUGAGAUUCUUAGCGACCGCCACCGCCGUGCCGUCGUGCAUAACAUUGCUCACGAUGGCAUGGCGGGCAGAGAAGCUGCGUCUUUUUUGGUGUGAAGACAAAAAGACCGCCGUGACCUCACUACCUCCGCGGACGCGGCUAUUAUUGGUAGUUGGUUUUGUCUACGUACUACUCUACCCUUCUGCAACAAAAAAAUUAGGUACGUCCAGUUCAACAUUGCUCACAUGAGCUUUCUUGUGUGGAAAUGCGGUUAGGGACAAGAAGGAGCAGAGGCAGAGCUUUGACAAAAGUACUACACACCCCUCGUCCGCGAAGAGUAGAUCCCACAAAUGUACACAACGAACGGGCUACCACCAUUUUACCGACCGCCUGGUCGCAACCGCGAUGAAGAACGUCCGGAAUUAAGAACUUCAACUUGCGAUUUAAGUUUAAUACGCGACGAACCGAAUUUUUGUAAGAACCUAGCAGUCUGAUUCAUCUGAAAACAAUACCUUUUGCUUACAAGUACAAUCCUACAAUCAACUUUUACAGUAUCAAUAGCAGUUGGAGCGUGUCGUGACUCCGAGAAAGGGCAGUAGAUGGAACAAUUUCGGCGAACAAGAAAAUCGAAGAAAAAUGCCAUGUAGCUGAAAAGGAAACCGAAAAAAAAUACAAAACAAAACCUCGCUGUGCGGCCUACUCGGGAGACAAGUAAAGAUUGGCUCUUGUACUUGCCCUGCCUGGCGCAGCAUGUUGCUUUCGAUGUGGAUCUGCAAGAGAUUCGGAACUUCUGUUGCCUUCACCUCCUUCAGGUCCCC